UGUGGCUGUGAUCAGUGCGCACAGAGGAGCCACAGCAGAGCGCGCGGGCUACAAUGAUCUUCUCCAUCGCUCCGACUGAGAGCCCGCGACAGAACCGAGCCCAGAACCGCAGUCACGACACCGUCCACGCCCGCAGCGCCAGCACCGAGCCGAACCGACACCAGCCCCGCCCGCCCGCAGCAGGAUGCCCGGGGGAAAGAGAGGGCUCGUGGCACCGCAGAACACUUUCCUGGAGAACAUCGUCCGGAGAUCGAGCGAGACCAGCUUCCUCCUGGGAAACGCCCAGAUCGUAGAGUGGCCUGUAGUUUACAGCAAUGACGGAUUCUGCAAACUGUCGGGCUUCCACCGAGCUGAGGUCAUGCAGAAGAGCAGCACAUGCAGUUUCAUGUACGGAGAACUGACGGACAAGAAGACCAUCGACAAAGUCCGGCAGACGUUUGACAACUACGAGUCCAACUGCUUUGAAAUCCUGCUGUACAGAAAGAACCGAAGUCCAGUGUGGUUCUACAUGCAAGUGGCUCCCAUCAGGAACGAGAACGACAAGGUGGUUCUGUUCCUCUGCACGUUCAAGGACAUCACGCUCUUCAAACAGCCCAUUGAAGACGAGACGACCAAAGGAUGGACCAAGUUUGCCCGUCUGACGCGAGCGCUCACCAACAACCGCAACACGCUGCAGCAGCUGGCGCCCAUCGGCAAACACGAAGUCAGCCACAAGCAGUCGAGACUCGCAGAGGUUUUGCAGUUGAACUCCGACAUUCUGCCUCAGUACAAGCAGGAGGCGCCGAAGACGCCGCCUCACAUCAUCCUCCACUACUGCACCUUCAAGACCACGUGGGACUGGGUCAUCCUCAUCCUCACCUUCUACACAGCCAUCAUGGUGCCCUACAACGUCUCCUUCAAGACCAAGCAGAACAACAUCGUGUGGCUGGUGCUGGACAGCGUGGUGGACGUCAUCUUCCUGGUGGACAUCGUCCUCAACUUCCACACCACCUUCGUGGGACCCGGCGGGGAGGUCAUCUCCGACCCCAAGCUCAUCCGCAUGAACUACCUGAAGACGUGGUUUGUCAUCGACCUGCUGUCCUGCCUGCCCUAUGACAUCAUCAACGCCUUCGAGAACGUCGAUGAGGGCAUCAGCAGUCUGUUCAGCUCUCUGAAGGUCGUCCGUCUGCUGCGUCUGGGCCGCGUGGCCAGGAAACUGGAUCACUACCUGGAGUACGGUGCUGCCGUUCUGGUGCUGCUGGUCUGCGUGUUUGGCCUGGUGGCUCACUGGCUCGCCUGCAUCUGGUACAGCAUCGGAGACUACGAGGUCAUCGACGAGGCCACCAACACCAUUAAAAUGGACAGCUGGCUCUACCAGCUGGCCAACAGCAUCGGCUCGCCGUACCGCUACAACGCCAGCGGCUCGGGUCAGUGGGAGGGCGGACCCGGCAAGGACUCGCUCUACAUCACGUCGCUGUACUUCACCAUGACCAGCCUGACCACCAUCGGCUUCGGCAACAUCGCCCCGACCACGGACGGCGAGAAGAUCUUCUCCGUGGCCAUGAUGAUGGUGGGAUCUCUCCUCUACGCCACCAUCUUUGGAAAUGUGACCACCAUCUUCCAGCAGAUGUACGCGAACACCAACCGCUACCACGAGAUGCUCAACAACGUGCGGGACUUCCUGAAACUCUACCAGGUUCCUAAAGGCCUGAGCGAGCGGGUGAUGGACUACAUCGUCUCCACCUGGUCCAUGUCCAAAGGCAUCGACACGGAGAAGGUUUUAUCCAUUUGUCCUAAGGACAUGAGAGCCGACAUCUGUGUCCACCUCAACAGGAAGGUCUUCAACGAGCACCCUGCGUUCCGUUUAGCGAGCGACGGCUGCCUGCGCUCGCUGGCCGUGGAGUUCCAGACCAUCCACUGCGCUCCGGGAGACCUGAUCUUCCACGCCGGCGAGAGCGUGGACACGCUGUGCUUCGUGGUGUCCGGGUCACUGGAGGUCAUCCAGGACGACGAGGUCAUCGCCAUCUUAGGUAAAGGCGACGUGUUCGGUGACGUCUUCUGGAAGGAGACCACGCUCGCGCACGCGUGCGCUAACGUCCGAGCGCUGACCUACUGCGACCUCCACGUCAUCAAGAGAGAAGCUCUGCUCAAGGUCCUGGAGUUUUACACGGCGUUCGCCAACUCCUUCUCACGCAACCUCAUCCUCACCUGCAACCUGCGCAAGCGCAUAAUUUUCCGCAAGAUCAGUGAGGUGAAGAAGGAGGAGGAGGAGCGGCAGCGCGCCAAGAACGAGGUGCAGCUCACCAUUCCGCAGGACCACCCGGUGCGCAAGCUCUUCCAGAAGUUCAAGCAGCAGAAGGAGCUCCGCAGCCAGGGGGCGCCGUCCGGCGCUCAGCUGGACCUGGAGAAGAACCAGCUGCAGGUGGAGCAGCAGCAGCAGCAGCAGCAGCAGCAGCAGCUGCACCCGCGCAGCCUCCAGCUCAGUCACUCCAGCCUGCAGCACUCGCUGCCACUCAGCCUGCAGAGGGCGCACUGCUCGUCCCUGCAGAACGGAGCUCCGCCCUGCGGCAGCAGCGUGCUCACCGUGUCUCAGGUCACGCCCAUGCAGAGCUCGCUGGCGUACGGUCACGCCUCCUCCGCCGCCGCCGUCGAGCCCGCGGCCAAACAGAACAACUGUGACAUCAUGGAGCUGCAGCCCAGCUGUGCGGGCGAGCACGCCCCGCGGCUGAAGGUCAGCAGCAGCCCCGCCCUCGCCAGGCCGGCCGCCAGAGCCAGCGCCUGGAUGCGCCUGAAGAACAACAUGGCCCCCGUGGAGGCCAGGAAGGAGGGGCUCAACAACAGCGUGAAGGCCGUUUCCGUGGAGAUGCUCUCACAGGAGGGCAGAGGUCAGGAGGCGAGGGGGGGCGGGGACGUGGAGGAGGGCGUGGCGUCGAGCAGCAACCCGCUCCGGAAGACGGACUCGUGCGACAGCGGCAUCACCAAGAGCGAGCUGCGCAUCGACCGCGCGGGCGAGGCGCGCACGCCGGCCGCCGUCACGCCACUGCUCCACAGUCCCCUCCCCUCCGGAGGGGCGGGGUCCCCUCACCCGUUCUGCCCCAUCCCGGAGCAGGCCCUGCAGGCGGCGCUGCACGAGACGCGGCUGGAGCUGAGGGGCGACAUCCAGACCCUGGGAGGACGACUGGGGGCGCUGGAGAGUCAGGUGGCAGAAAUCAUCAAACUGCUGUCGGAGAAGAGGACGCCGUCCACGGGGCCGGCGUCCAACACCUCCACCGCCGCCGCCGUCGCCGUCGCCACCACGCCCAAAACCAAAAUCCAACGUCAGGACAUUUUCACCGUGUCCAGGCCGGUGUCUCCAGACUCAGAGAAGGACGAGACGCUCUGAAGACAGCUGCACCAGCGGACGCUCACGCCGCUGGAGAGACGCAACAAAACUGUCUCCUUUAACAUUUGCACACGGACUCUGGCGUCCCGGGUCCCGUGAGCGUGGACACGCGGCGGAGACGGCGGCGGGUCUUUUCUGAUUGUACAUACCUCUCUAUGCAUGUCCAGCUGGAUUCUGGUCUGCCAAAGAAACGACGUCUGAUCUGAUCUGAUCUGCCUGUAUAUGAUGCAGUUGACUGCAUGCACGUCCUGUUUAAAACUGUACAAACCAAUAUUUUUCAUUGAUAAUUUCCUAUGUGGACAUUCAGGGUUUGCAUAUUAGUAGCACUAUAAACGCUGGAGUGAUGAGGUCGGCGCUUUUUCUGAAGUGUGUUUGUAUGACGAGGCGACGCACGGUUAAAAAAUGUGUUAGAAAAUCUGCUGCAUCAUUUUAAAGGAUAAGUUCACGUCUGUAUCUCACUGUUAGACAAAGAUUUCCAACAGGAAACAGACGUUUGUAAACCACUCACUCUCCCACACCAAAGCCCAGAGAGAAAAUCAGUGAUUUUAGGAGCUGCUGGUCCUCUGCUGCCUCGUGUGGUCACUUUGUGUCACUGAGGUCAAUCUGAGUGAAGAUUCUCAAAUAUCGAAGUGACAAAAUAAGACAUUUGAACUUAGUGAUGGAGGCAGCAGUGUGUGUGUGUGUGUGUGUGUGUGUGUGUGUGUGUGAGAUGUUAAAAUCACUGAUUCUCUCUGUGGGCUUUGGUGUGUGAGAGAGUGUUAACAUCUCACUCUUCAGUGUUGACUGUGUGUCAGUGACUCGUACACAACAUUCCAGAAGCCCCCAAACUUUUCUUUUAAAUAACAGUAAAGAGUUUACAGGUAGAGGAAAUAUGCAUGGAUUAUUUAGAGUAUAGAGGAAUGGAUUAAGGUUUAUUUUUGUUUUUGUUUCUUGCCUGUGAGAUGAACUUUCCCUGCUCUCCCUCUCUCUCUCUCUUCGUUGUCCUUGAAGUAACAACAUGAAGUUAUUUUGAGGUCGAACCUUUCUUUAUUUUAUCAGUUGUUCCGAUUUAUUUUUUGCUUCUUUGUAAUAAUUUGAUCUACUUUUAAACAGUUGUUUUGGUUUGAAUCCUCCUCCUCGUGUCUAUGCAUAAUCUGGAUGUUAGACCUUUGUUUUUUAAUCACGUCGCUGAAUUGUUUAUGUUCCUCUGCAUGAAUCAGGGAUGUGACGGGAAGCACUUUGGGUCAAAGGUCACACACACACACACACACACACACACAAGCUCCAGUAAUAAUUAUAUUGAUGAUGUUUGUUUGUUUGUUUGUUUGUUUGUUUGUUUGUUUUGAAACGUGCAUGCAAAGGAGCAGUUUUAUGCUCCAGUGUGUGUCAGACUGCGACUCUGGAUGUGAAACCCUGACGUUUGUUCAGAUUCUGGUCCUCGUCCUCGUCCUCGUCCAGCUGCUGCACUAGUCCCUCACUACACACAGACACACACACACACACACACACACACACACACACACACACACAGACACACACACACAGAAUUAAGCCUGAUUUAUUCUCUGUCGCUCGACUAAAACAAAUCUUUGAGACCGUUUUAUUUGUCCCAAAGUGGACACAUUCACUUCCACAUUUUCUGAAAAUCACUUCAUCAGUUUGAGUGUUUUUUAUUUUUCAAUCAUUUGAAGAAAUAUGUGGAUUUUUUUUCAUAAAAACCACGGAAAUAAAAGUGGAUCUAAAGUGGGAUUAAAUGAAGAAGAAAGAAAAUCA
This is a messenger RNA of Solea solea (common sole), 5113 nucleotides long. RefSeq names its product potassium voltage-gated channel, subfamily H (eag-related), member 5b (gene kcnh5b). The record is from RefSeq and is a predicted model, not a curated record. Lineage: Eukaryota; Metazoa; Chordata; Actinopteri; Pleuronectiformes; Soleidae. Gene Ontology annotation, molecular function: voltage-gated potassium channel activity. Gene Ontology annotation, cellular component: membrane. The transcript is spliced from 13 exons. Gene Ontology annotation, biological process: potassium ion transmembrane transport; regulation of membrane potential. The coding region runs from base 185 to 3361 and encodes 1058 amino acids.